CGUUAAAGGUUCCGCGUGACUCUGCCGCCUGUUCUGUCCAGUUAUGACGUGUAGCGACCUCGGGAGUCAAAGGAAAGACACUGGGGGACCCAGGAGACCUAGAAAUGGUGAGGUUUUGGGUCUGGAGUCAAGAUGAGGGGGAGGAGUGUCUGACCCAUCGAGACUUUCCUUCUUCAUUCGUGCUCGGGGUCCAUUGCUGCCUGCUGUUAACGGUCCCUGGUGACUCUGCUUCAGCCUCUGUCGCUGUGACCUGCACUGACCGUGGGGGUCAUAGGAAGGAUUCAGGGGUCCGGGAGCCCUAGAAAUGGACUCAGUGGCCAUUGAGGACGUGGCUGUGACUUCAUUCUGGAGGAGUGGGCUUUACUGGAUCCUUCACAGAAGAAACUCUACAGAGAUGUGAUGUGGGAAACCUUUAGGAUCCUGGCCUCAGUAGGAAAAAUAUGGGAAGAUCAUGAUAUUGAAGAUCAGUACAAAGACCAGGAGAGAAAACAGCGAAAUCAUAUGGUAGAGAGACUCUGUGGAAGUGAAGAGGGUAGUCAGUGUGGAGAAAACAUCAACUUUAUUCCAAAUCUCAAUCUAAACAAGAAAACCGCAGGAGCUAAACCAUGGGAAUGCAGUGCAUGUGGAAGAGUCUUCAUGCAUCAUUCAUCCCUUAAAAUGCACGUUAGAUGUCACACUGAACACAAACAACAUGACUAUAAAAAAUGUGGAGAGAAGCGAUGUAAAUGUAUGGAAUGUGGUAAAGCCUUCACAUUUCUCAGUUCUCUUCGAAGGCAUGAAAUAGCUCAGACUGGAGAGAAGCCCUAUGAAUGUAAGAAAUGCAGUAAAGCAUUCACUUCUUCCAGAUCUCUUCAAGAUCAUGAAAGUACUCAUACUGGAGAGAAAUCCUAUGAAUGUAAAAAAUGCAGUAAAGCAUUCGCUUGUUCCAGUUAUCUUCAAAAACAUGAAAGACAUCACACUGGAGAGAAACCCUAUGAAUGUAAAAAAUGCAGUAAAGCAUUCAGUAUUUCCGCUUACCUUCGAAUUCAUGAAAGAAUUCAUACUGGAGAGAAAACCUAUGAGUGUAAGAAAUGUAGUAAAGCAUUCUCUUCUUCUAGGUCUCUUCAAGUACAUGAAAGAGCUCAUACUGGACAGAAACCCUAUGAAUAUAAAAAAUGUAGUGAAGCAUUCGCUUCUUCCACUUCUCUUCAAAGACAUGAAGACAUCACACUGGGGAGAAACCUUAUGAAUGUAAAAAAUGCGGUGCAGCAUUCACUUAUUCCACUUCUCUUCGGCUACAUGAAAGAACUCAUACUGGAGAGAAACUCUGUAAGUGUAAAAAAUGCAUUCCUGGAUAUGCCCAGUCCCUUGUACAUUUGGCUACUUUCUUAG
Molecule: messenger RNA, 1371 nt
Organism: Equus quagga
Lineage: Eukaryota; Metazoa; Chordata; Mammalia; Perissodactyla; Equidae
Product: zinc finger protein 14-like
Exons: 5
Coding region: 400-1371 (323 amino acids)
Biological process (GO): regulation of transcription by RNA polymerase II
Cellular component (GO): nucleus
Molecular function (GO): RNA polymerase II transcription regulatory region sequence-specific DNA binding; DNA-binding transcription factor activity, RNA polymerase II-specific
Source: RefSeq, a predicted model, not a curated record